This is a messenger RNA of Trichoderma harzianum CBS 226.95, 1143 nucleotides long. RefSeq lists its product as hypothetical. Gene Ontology annotation, molecular function: protein binding. The record is from RefSeq and is a predicted model, not a curated record. The transcript has a single exon. Bases 1 to 1143 code for a protein of 380 amino acids. Lineage: Eukaryota; Fungi; Ascomycota; Sordariomycetes; Hypocreales; Hypocreaceae.
AUGCAUUGCUUACGGUUUCUAUGUCGACUGCUAGGCAAAGGCCGCCACCAUCACAGGGACCACGACCAAGAUAACCCCAACGCAGUUAUUCUCCAGCUUCCGCUAGACCUUCUCCUCCUUAUUACUGAUCAACUGGCUUUACAUGAUAAAUUCCUCCUUUCACACACCUGUAAAACACUUCGGCAGGUUACAUGUCAAGACUGGGCUAUCGAGGUCUCGCGACUCUCCUUUGAAGAUCAGAUUGGGUUUUGGGCAGGGCUGGCCUACAGUUUACCAAACCGCUGGGCCUGUCUGAAAUGCUGUCAGCUGCAUCCUAUUGAUACCUCAGAUGUGCCACGAGCCUACUGGGCCAUUAGUGCUAGGGAUGUCCCUUGCACCGUUGACAUGUCUCGAGGAGUUGAAAUCGAAGCGUACUCUGUCCAGCACUACCAUGUACAGUUUGCCCUCAAGCUCUCUCGCCUGGGCAAUAUACACCGGAGAUAUCUCAAGGCACUGAUGAAACCUUAUACGUGUACGAGGAAAUCACCCAUACCGCCACUUGCAGAGUCUUAUACCGCAGAGCCCAGGAUUAUCAAUAAACGCUUUAUCCUACGUGAAGAGUGGAAGUUUCGCAAUAAUACCAGUAGUGCUAUACCAAUUUUCCCGGACGAACACGACUUAUUUCCCUCAGUCUGCCCGCACAUGGACAUGUUGUAUGGCGGGCCUGCGAGGUCUCGCUUUCGGAAGGAAUCGUCUAUUCGUCAGAUGGGUAUGCGGCAGCUCGAGGAGCACGUCCUGCUUAAAGAAGUUACUUUGCUUGAGGAAGGCAUUGCUUCAGCUUGCGAAUCCCCAGGCCAGUGGAUAUUCAAUUCUUGUCUGCACUGUGCUACAGAUAUCGCAGUUAUGAUUUCUACAGAUGAGCGAGAGGGAACAAUCCGGGCUUGGCACGAUUUUGGGAUAGAAGGGUCACCUAUGGAUAUUAGUUGGAAGGCACAUGUGAGAGAUCAACACGCAUAUUGGCUUGACCUAGGCCCUUAUCUGGAUUAUCCUCAUGGUAGUAUCCGGGAGUUAUGGUUAGAGGGAGCCUCUCAUGGGACGGGGACUGGUCAGUCAACGCUACGGAGCGUCUUUAAGAAGCCGAUAGAUGGCCUGAGUAAAGUAUAG